This is a messenger RNA of Trichoderma harzianum CBS 226.95, 828 nucleotides long. RefSeq lists its product as hypothetical. The record is from RefSeq and is a predicted model, not a curated record. The transcript is spliced from 2 exons. Bases 352 to 630 code for a protein of 92 amino acids. Lineage: Eukaryota; Fungi; Ascomycota; Sordariomycetes; Hypocreales; Hypocreaceae.
GCAGAGCCGAGUGCUUGGUUUCACGUUGCCCAUGUAUCUUGUUAUUCCCUGGUUCGCGGAGCAGAUACGGAGAAGAGAGGAGUAGCAUGUACUUGCACUUUACUCGUACCGCUACCAAAACCAGGCUACGGGACAUCCAUCUGUCCAGGGUCCAGUUUAUUCUUUUCGGGCCCAGAUCUGGCGUCAAGCUCGCCUCCAAUUGGCACAGAUUUUUCUGCUCCUCUUUAUUUUUUCCAGGGGCUCGUCAAUCAGGGUCCCCUUUUUGCUGUGCCUGUUUGAAAUGGCAAAAGGACUCAAUUGAAGAGAACAAGAGUGCAAGAUAGCAGCAGAGUACAACAGAAGAAGAAGAAGAUGCAGUGCAAGACAGAAUUGAGGCAAAUGGACAUUGAUAGUACCAGAAACAUGUACCUAAAAAAAGGGCUCCAGAGCCGCCCCAACAAAAAAUUAUCUCCCAGCUGCCAUGCCAUUGCAUCUGCUUCUGCAUGUACCGGGCCAGUGGGGGGAGGCCAAAUCGUCCAAGGGGGGCCCGGCAAGUCAAAAGUCACUCUGGCUGUGGUUUUUGCGUGGGCUGGACUUGGGCUUGAGCUUUGGGCUUGGGCUGCUGCUGUGUGUGAGUGUGUGAGUGAGUGACUUGGGCUCAUUUUUUCCUUUUUUUUUUCUUUUAUCCCCGAUUUGCCUUGCAUUCCUCGUUUGGCCUCUGAAACGGAGCUGUCCAAUCACUUCCGGAUCGGUUGCAGGUCCCCUAUUCCCAUUCUCCUCUUUGCCCCCCUCAGCCUCUGUCUCUGCCCUCCCCAGGACAAAACAAAAGCGAGGCCACCCCCCCCCCCC